Caenorhabditis sp. 36 PRJEB53466 is the source of this 3392-nucleotide messenger RNA. NCBI's taxonomy places the organism in Eukaryota, Metazoa, Nematoda, Chromadorea, Rhabditida, Rhabditidae. The record is from the annotation of a GenBank genome assembly.
AUGUCUGCUUCACUUCGUUACGUCCAAGCCAGCGCAACAAAGGCAAAAAACCAAUUGAUUCGAACAGUGGAAGAGAAUUUGGAGGAUGUUGAAAGAUGGAAGAAUUCCACUGGGGAAGAGCUCAGAACGGAAAUAUCGGAAAUUGAAGACAGAAUGCUCGAAAUCGAAAAGAAAUUGGAAAUUGCGGAAAAAGCGAUGGAAAAGUAUCUUACGGCAGCCGACGAGGUGCCAGAAGAAGAUGACGAAGGACAACGAGCAAUUGAUGAAUACAUGACCAAGUCGAUCGAAGAAGUGGAUGUGGCACAAGAAGCAAGAACUCAGUUGACGAUUAUUCUACUGGACAGAGAAUCACCACGGACGGACCAAAUUCACCUUGGAAUGUCUUCAGGUCCGAAAACCGACUCAUAGCAAUUCCAACACCCUUGGUAUUCCGGAUACUUUGCCCAUUCACCACAUUUCUUGAAAUCUUAACAUUCCAGAUAUCGCCUGUUCAAUUCCUGAUACCUCUCGUGAGUUCUCCCUCUGCCCGGCAUUGAGUCAAACUUUAUCUUUAUAUCCGGAGACGUGUGCACGUUUUUGUUAUUUUUUGAGUAAACUGUGAUUUUUCUGUUUUCUGACAUUCCAUGGACUAUGGUUUUUGUAAAACACAAUGCAGAGCAACCAAGAUGCUCAAAUUUUACGGUUCCAAUCGAUGGCCUAGAAAAAGUGGUGGCCGAACCAAUCUGGCCGAGUUUUCCUUUCGAACUAAUUGCAUUGAUUGAACGGGAAAGCUCAGAUCGUUUUCGCGAUUUCCUCAAGUCUUCUGGUCUGCGUUGAAGUUGUAUUUUUUCCAAGUAUAAUUUCGAUUUUACUUCAGUUCUACUACGCAGUCUUUAUUUAAUACUUUCAGAAUGAGUAAAGACCCGUCAAUCGGAUGGAUGUACGAAGGUGCAAAGGGAAAUGUGCAUCGAGAAGAUUACCUGCUUGGAAAGAAAGUUAGCAAUUUUUAUUAACUUUAAUCAACCAUUACUAUUUCAGAUCGACAAGAAUUUUGAAAAAUAUUCCGAUGUAGUGAAUAAUCAGAAAGCCGAGGCAAUCGAUUCAAUCGUGAGCACGCGGUAACUGAAUACAUUUAUUGAGUGACGAUUUUCAAUGUUUUGUGUUUUAGAACAGUAUUCGCAUCUGGCGAAUCAAGUGGUUUGAAGACGACAUCUCUCCAGAAAGACAUUAUCAAAUCGGAGGAUCCCUUGGUUGCAGUGAGAGUCCGCGAAGAAACAAAACGACGAGCGAUAAUGGACAAUCCGUUGAUGAAGAUGAAACUGCAGAACACUCUCAAGGCAAUGAUGGCUUCGAAGAUCGAUAAGAAAAAGGAGAAAAAGAGCAAGAAGGAAAAAAAAGAUAAGAAAAAGAAGAAAAAACGGUCGAGAAGUUCCUCGAGCUCACGUUGCGACAGCAGCGAAGAACGUCCUAAAAAAGAGGUUCAGAAGAGAAGAUCCCCGUCACCUAAAAGAAGAAGGAGAGACAGUGAUCGACCUGAAGAACCGAGAAGCAGCAGGAGGAGAGAUUCGAGUGGUGACCGAAAAAGAGACGGUCGCAUUCAAAAACGGUCUAGAUCCAGAAGCGUCGAGAGAGGAAAAAGUUCCCGCCGCAAAUCGAGAUCUCCAAGACGAGAACGGUCUAGAUCGAGGAGUGUUGAAAGGAGCAAAAAGAGAACUCCAAAAAAGCAAAGAUCGAGGUCAAGAAGUGGAGACCGGGCACACAGAAGACCUUCCAGAUCGCCACGACGUCAGAGAUCCAAGAGUGGCGACAGAAACGGUCGUUCCCCUAAACGAACAAGUAGAGACGACAGGUAAACGCUUUUUUCUUCCAUUUUCAAGUUUGAAAAUGCGAAUCUCCGUCUUUUUUGUGAUGGGAAAGAUUUUAUAUGCACAAACAAUUUCGUUUUUAUGUUGUUAUACGCUACAUUGGUUAUAUUAUAUAUAGGAAUAUAUUUAAUGAGUCUAAUGUUGAGAGUAUAUGUGCAAGACUCCUUAGCCGGGUAGAUAGGUGGUUAAUAUAUAUUGAUAAGAUUUUGAUAUAUUGAUAUAUAUUGAUAUUGAUAAGAUAUAUUGAUACAUUGUAGGGUUGUGACAUUGUUACAGAAAAGAAGACAAAAGAUCGAGAUCUCGAUCGGCCGAUUCUUAUCGGAAAUCUUCCUCGAGGUCGAAGUCUGACCGGCAAUUCGACUCGCACAUUCCAGAUCACUUGCAGAAAAAGAAGCAUUCUUCAGUGAGAAAAUCCCUUGCUUUCCCUUUUCAUAUCGCCUUUUCUUUUAGGAUUCUGAUUCCGAUUCCGAACGUCGCCCUUCUCACAGACAUGAUAGUGACGACGAAAGGCAGGAUCCCAGGAAGAAAGCGUAUGGCUUGGUUGAGGUAAUCAUGUUCACUCGUUAAGAUCUGUCUUUCAUCCACGUUUGAUUGAUGCAUGUAGUGUUUUAUUACAUCUGCUUACGCGUGUUUUCCUCCGUCCUUAUGUCAUUGUUAUAACAUCUAUAGAGGUUAUAUAUCAGUGCCAUGCGGCCAUCUGUCUUGCUUUCUCUUCAUAAAUAUAAGGAUAUAUUCCUCAGAUGCGCAAGCGCACCGCCGAGGAACGAGAGGAAGAAGCGAGAACGCCGAGCAAAGAAUUCAAACUGGUGAAACUGCCAACGGGUCGCGGCGGCGACAAAAAACGGGAGCCGCGUCGGGUGCUCACUGAUGAGGAAAAGGCCGCUCGAUUGGCAGAAAUGCAGCAGGACAAUGUGAAGUGGAGAGACGAAGUGCGGGCGAAGAACGUGGAGAAAGGGCGCGAGGAAGACGAGGAGGAGAAGGACGAAGCCGACAAAAACGGAUACGCGCCCUCGUUUAUCAGGUAGCAAUCAUAGUCGAUUAUGGCGGAUUAAGUGUCCGACUGUUGUGCACGUUUCCCGUGUAGCAGACCAGUGCAAGCGCUAGAACAAGCUUCGGUCAAAUCCUUUUGAUUAUAAGCAGCAGCUCGCUUUUUUUCUUUUCUUAUCUGAAAGAAAGAAUGAAUUUCUGAGAGAGCUCCUCGUUUCUGCUAACGCACGUUUUUUUCAACACCGCCUGGCAGUAAGCGGUUUGCCAAAGGCAUCUGCCUCCCAUCCGUCCGCAUGACGUCAAGAGACGUAGACGGUUAGAGAGCGCAUCGUCGCCCUAUGACGCCUUUAGGCUUUUUCGCGCUGCUCGUAAGAACGAACGACGAGAGAACAACUGUUUCUAAUUGAAACUGUUGCCCAUACGGUCUUUAUUAUUUAUCUUUUCAGAAGUCAAAUGCGGGAUGCAUGCGAGGACAUGACCGUCGAAAAACGGCUGCAGAGCCGGAAAGGCGGUGUGCAGCGAUCGCACGGGUACAUGGACCGGAGUUUUGCCAGAAAAUAA